This is a messenger RNA of Callithrix jacchus (white-tufted-ear marmoset), 616 nucleotides long. It is a transcript of the gene POLR2F, whose product is annotated as RNA polymerase II, I and III subunit F. Gene Ontology annotation, biological process: transcription by RNA polymerase II; tRNA transcription by RNA polymerase III; transcription by RNA polymerase I. Gene Ontology annotation, molecular function: DNA binding. Gene Ontology annotation, cellular component: nucleus; RNA polymerase I complex; RNA polymerase II, core complex. NCBI's taxonomy places the organism in Eukaryota, Metazoa, Chordata, Mammalia, Primates, Cebidae. The record is from RefSeq and is a predicted model, not a curated record.
CGAGACCGGGCACAGGAAGGCCCUGGCUCUAGGGUCCGGAUAGGAUCCGUAGGAAAGGUGUCUUUCGGUGAGCCGGGCUCUGUGUCAUGGGAAUAUUGAGGUGAAUGAGGAAUCGUCCCUGCCCUCCACGUGCUCGCUUUCUAGAACAGGGGGCACAGGCCCAUAAUUUUGAUGGUGACGACUUUGAUGACGUGGAAGAGGAUGAAGGGCUAGAUGACUUGGAGAAUGCCGAAGAGGAAGGCCAAGAGAAUGUUGAGAUCCUUCCCUCUGGGGAGCGACCACAGGCCAACCAGAAGCGAAUCACUACACCAUACAUGACCAAGUACGAGCGAGCCCGCGUGCUGGGCACCCGAGCUCUCCAGAUUGCGAUGUGCGCCCCUGUGAUGGUGGAGCUGGAGGGGGAGACCGAUCCUCUGCUCAUCGCCAUGAAGGAACUCAAGGCCCGAAAGAUCCCCAUCAUCAUUCGCCGUUACCUGCCAGAUGGGAGCUAUGAAGACUGGGGGGUGGACGAGCUCAUCAUCACCGACUGAGCUGGAGUCAUCUUCCUGCCCUUGCCCUGUGCCCAAUUUUCAUUCUCAUUUUAUAUGUGUAAAUAAUAAAAUACUCAACCUUCCAA